This is a messenger RNA of Iphiclides podalirius (scarce swallowtail), 336 nucleotides long. The record is from the annotation of a GenBank genome assembly. NCBI's taxonomy places the organism in Eukaryota, Metazoa, Arthropoda, Insecta, Lepidoptera, Papilionidae.
AUGAAGGCUAAUAUUUCGCUCAGCGAUCACCGUGUCAGGAUAGCACCCGUGCUGAUGAAAUUUCCACAAACGACCGUGUAUUGGGCUGAUAUAGUCAUCAAGAAGAUAUUUUUCCUGAAGCUAUUUUACGCUUUCGUGUUCUGGCUGGUGAUUCACAAGGCCGGCUAUUUCCUGUCAUGGUUCGUGAGCUACCUCAAGGAGAAGAAGAACGAGCACCACGAGUACCACGAUCACCAUGACCAUUACUCUCCUCACCAGUACUAUGAAUACGGCCCUCCAGGCAGCUACGGUCCCCCUGGACAUUACGUACCGUACAGAAGACAGAGUCACGGAGUG